Molecule: messenger RNA, 2235 nt
Organism: Penicillium alfredii
Lineage: Eukaryota; Fungi; Ascomycota; Eurotiomycetes; Eurotiales; Aspergillaceae
Exons: 2
Coding region: 1-2235 (744 amino acids)
Source: RefSeq, a predicted model, not a curated record
AUGCCUCGGCUACGACGUCAGCUUGAAGAGGAGAGACGGGCGCGAGAAGAGGCAGGGCGCCUCCAGGAAGAGGCAGAACGACGAAUUCAACCAAAUACCCUACUUCGCCUCCUUGAUCGCUGCCAUGAAUCUCUGUCUCAAGCGAUCCGAGUCGAGACGGAUGCUACCCUCACGACUCAGGGCGACGCGACCGACCCAGUGAACCGACUUUACCCCAAGCGCAUAGUCCCUUGGCCUGACUUCCCCCAGCUCCAACAACAAGUCUGGGGCAAACUCGACCGCACCGCUGCCUUUACCUCGCGCCCACUAUUCCCUUCCGAUACUCAAAUCGAUUACGUCGCCACGAAUAUUCAGAACAACCCAAUCUAUUCAGAGACGUCGCUUCGGAACUUUGAGCGAGAUACUGUGGAUAACUUCGUCGAAAAGGUCAUUCAUCCUUUGCGAGACGAUGGAGCUCUUCGCCAUGAGUUUGGAAUCCAAGGCCGAGUUACUUUCUACGAUCGCGUGAACCCAUCGGAAACUUUGUUAGAGAGCAGUCUGGGGCAAAUGAAUCUUCGGGAUACGCGGACACCUCAAAGGCCGGCGAACACAAGGCCCAGAAGAGCCAGAGGAAGAGCGAGAGGCGCAGCGCAGGGGCAGAAAAGGGAAGGCACUGCACGAAGACGCAAUCGCCGCGCCGACCAAUUCUGCGUGCAUAUUGUGGCCAAUGAACGACACAUACCGGUGCAUGCAGUGGAGUUCAAAGCGCCACAUAAAGUGACGAUCCCCGAAUUAGUGGCGGGUCUACAUCAGAUUGAUCUGGCCAGGGAUGCCAUUGACCAGGAGGGUGAUACUUUUGAAUUCUACGCUACCCGCCUCGUUGCCGCCGUGGUCACUCAGAUAUUCUCAUACAUGAUCUACAGUGGAGUUCGAUAUGGUUACAUCUGCACAGGAGAGGCUUUUGUUUUCCUCCAAAUCCCGAAGGAUGAUCCCACCAUUGUUCAAUAUUACUUGUGUAUCCCGAAUCAAGACAUGCAGGCGGACGAUGAAUUUCGCCUUCACCGGACCGCCAUCGGCCAGGUACUUGCGUUCACCCUGCAAGCGCUGACCGCCGACGCUCCUUCUCAAGAGUGGCACGAUGCGGCACACGACAAGCUGAUAGCCUGGGAAGUCGAAUAUUUGGACGUGUUGAGAGAAAUUCCCGAAACCCUGCGCAAAGACCAGCCAGGCUCUAAUUAUCGGCCCUCGCACUGGAAGCGAGAUCGGAAAAUACACAACACACGCUCUCGCACUCGUUGUCAACCAGGCGUUUCUACACCGAAACACCCGUCGACUGAAGGUAACGGCAGCGAAGAGGAAUCACAUUCACCAUCCGCAGCAGCAGCAUCGCGCAGUCGAUCGAGCCGCGACCGCAGCAAUAAAACCCAAUCAAGCAGGGAAAGCGGAAAGACGCGAUCUAGCCGAGACAACAAGCAGAAUUCUCGAAAAGACGGGCAUUCCACGCGACCAUACUGCACCAUUGCCUGCAUCCAUGGCAUAGUCAGCCGACGCCCUCUGGAUAAGAAGUGCCCCAACUGGGAACUCCACGGUCGUGAGAGACACUCCAUGGGACCGCGAGAGUUCACACGCCAGCUUCAUCGCCAGCUUAGCCGAAAUCGAGACCACGGCUUCGAACAGCUCCAUAUCUGUGGUCGGACAGGAUAUCUUAUCAAAGCCACCCUUCUUUCGCGCGGAUACACUGUGAUCAUUAAAGCCACGACUGUGGAGAAGCAGCACCGCCUUGAAGCGGAAGUGGAUAAUUAUUACCGUCUCCGGAGCCUACAGGGACAGCACAUCCCUGUUUGUCUCGGGGCUUUUAUGCCUCGCAUCGCAUAUUGGUAUCAUGGCGAAUUAAUGGCGCGGAUGAUGGUCUUGAGCUGGUCUGGAACGCGUCUUCAGCAUGUCAUCAAUGAGCGGAAUUCCAGCUUCUUUCACCAGGAGCGCGAGAAAGCACUGGCCGUGCUUCGGUUGCACGGAGUUGUGCACGGUGACAGUGAGUGGCGUAAUAUGCUGUGGGAUGACCCCGGUGGCCGUUUGGUCGUCGUCGACUUGGAGGACGUGAAGUGGUUGAAGCGCCCUCAGGCCCUUGACUCAGCGUCUGGCAAUGCACAACGUGGUCAUCGCGUAAAGGUUGGAACUCAGGCAAAGAUUCCUGACCAGCUCAACUACUAUCUGCACAUGACGUCCCCAGGCCCAUGGCUAGGCCUCACUAGUUGA